Molecule: messenger RNA, 2469 nt
Organism: Trichobilharzia szidati
Lineage: Eukaryota; Metazoa; Platyhelminthes; Trematoda; Strigeidida; Schistosomatidae
Source: the annotation of a GenBank genome assembly
CUGAGUUACAAUAACAUUUUCAACAUCGACGUAUUUCAGAGCACUAUUUGAAUUUUUCUGCGUGUUGGGAGAAUAUGAAUACAACUGGGUUAGAAAAUGCCACUCAAGAAAAUGGGACAAUAGCAAAUCUAGAGUUCAAUUUGGACUCAGUGGUCACCAACACGGCUUUGUUCUUUUUGGCUGUUAUACCUAUUUAUAUCGGUUCUUUCCGAUCAUUAAGGUGUAAGAAGAGUACUGAUAAAGAGAAAUCAGUUGAGGUUGUUACGGCAAAAGAUGCAGCGAUGUUUCCUUUCAUUGCUAGUGCAGCACUCUUCGGCAUGUACGUUGUAUUCAAGUUUGUCCCAAUGCAGUACAUCAACUACGUUCUGAAAUUACAUUUCUCCUUUAUGGGUACAUGUGCAAUGUCCCGUUUUUUAUCGCCAAUCUUUCGACCGUACAUGCCGAAUUGUAUCCAAAAUAAUUGCUACAAGCUGGAAUUUUCUAAGAGCUCGGAAAGCACAGAGAAUGGUUCGAAUUCAGAGUGGAAACUUAUAGAUCGUUCUGUGUUAUCAAUAGAAACAAAAGAUUUCCUAGGUACAGGUGUAGCUCUUUUACUCGGAAUUUGGUAUUUCAUGUCUGGGCAUUGGGUGGCAAAUAAUUUUGUAGCAGUGACAAUAGCGAUUUUAGCUAUUGAAUUUAUUAGACUGAAUAAGUUUUCAAACGGGAUUUUAUUACUUUGUGGAUUGUUCAUAUACGACAUAUUUUGGGUCUUUGGAACUGGUGUCAUGGUAGCUGUUGCCAAGAAUUUGGAUGCUCCAAUUAAAGUUAUCUUCCCACGUGAUUUCCUUAUGCACGGAUUUUAUGGAAAACAGUUGGCUUUGCUCGGUCUGGGUGAUAUAGUUGUCCCAGGGGUAUUUAUUGCUUUGCUUCUUCGUUUCGAUACAAAAUCACUGGUGGUGUUGUGGAGCAAACAUUUUACUAUUGGACAUUCCCGAUUGAAUAAAGUAUCAUCAACCCUCACACAAUAUUUUGGUUCAUACCCAAAGUCAAAAUUUCCAAGCCUUCAUCGUCCUAGUGAAUACUGUCUUUCUUCAAGUGUCAGGUUGUAGGGAUUUGAUUUACUUCAAGUUGAAUCACAAACUUACAUCAAUCAGAGAACCGUUGUACAAUAGGGAGCGCCGGAUAGCUGUUUCCUCCUAGUUUGAGACAUCUUAGCAGUACGCAUCCAUGACUCAAACAAGGAUGAAGUCCAGAACCUUCAUGUUACGAGGUGAGCACAAUAGAUUCCAUCCCAGUGGCUAAAAUUUCAAUGUCUCAUGAAUCCGAAUUUCUAUCCAUUCAUGGUACAUGUUCCCACCGCUAGUCAACGUUACACCUUAUAUUUGGUGGAUCUUACUGGUCACCAAUUCUAGCUAAAAACUCGUCGCAUAGUCAGUCAUCAGUGAGCAGUAGAUUCUUUCCUUUUUUCAUUUAUGGUUCAGUGGUUCGCUAAUUGCUGGUCAGUUCAUAAUCAAAUUUGAAAUAUGUAUUGUCUUUGACAUUAUCUUCAUAUAAUCUAAACCAAGUAUGCAUUCCUUUUUUCUUAUAGACUUGGACGUAAAAAUAGUUGUGCUUACUUUUACUGCGGAUAUAUUGCUUAUAUUGUCGCUAUUAUCACGACUUUUGUAAUGAUGCAUGUUUUUAAACAUGCUCAACCAGCAUUACUUUACUUGGUCCCAGCGUGUUUAGGUGCACCAUUACUUAUGGCUCUGGUGAAAAAUGAUAUCCCUGCUAUGUUAAGUUAUGAAGAUGAACCAGAACCUGAAAAAACCAAUGAAGCUGAUAAUUCAGUCUCAUCUGACGACAAGAAGAUAAAUUAGUCAUCCUUCCUACUGACGUCGAAUUUGCAUCAUUUAAAAAAAGACUGACAUAUUAAAAAAAAAGAGAAGACAUAAAAAGGAAGAGAAGAAAGAAACUUACUUCAAUUCCCUUUUGUGUAAUAAAUAUGCUAAGUAAUGGAUUUUCUGACUACGCAUUCUCAUCUCUUCUGUCUGUGUAAAUGUGUUGUUUGUUGGUGUUGUUUCCUUUUUUGAAUUUUUGUAAAAUUUUCAACUUUUAUUUGACAUAAUUUCUCCAGAGACAAUGCUUAUAUCUUUCUGCCUUUAUCGUAUUAUCAUGAGUGUAUUUUGUUUGAAGUAAAUUUUAAAGAUCGUCAUCGCUAUAUGUUAUAACAUACAAUAUAUGCACUUUUUCAAGGAUUAUUGUUAUUAUUAUUCUUUACUUGGGUUCGGAGUGGCACAUAAGGCUUCAACAGUACUUCGCUAUUUCAUCCUCUGUAUUUGGCUGCGCAAUGGGACGUUAGAUUUCAUUUUCUCCUUAUACUAUCUAUCUACUUCAUGUGUCACCCUCAGACACCCAACUCAUAGUUUUCCAUCCGCGUUCAACUCUGGGCGUGAUGUCACGCAAUGGUUUCCUCAGCAUAUGUCCGGACUAUUUCCAUUUCCUUCUGCC